Molecule: messenger RNA, 1662 nt
Organism: Ipomoea triloba (trilobed morning glory)
Lineage: Eukaryota; Viridiplantae; Streptophyta; Magnoliopsida; Solanales; Convolvulaceae
Exons: 3
Coding region: 1-1662 (553 amino acids)
Biological process (GO): DNA repair; telomere maintenance
Molecular function (GO): DNA helicase activity
Source: RefSeq, a predicted model, not a curated record
AUGACUUUGGGUGAUAACACCGAUGAUCGUGUUAUUGAUGAAAUUAAAGAAUACCAAAAUGCAAGAUGGAUCUCGCCCCGUGAAGCUGCAAGGCGUAUAUUUGGAUUUGGAAUUGCAGAGAUGAAGCCUGCUGUAAUACAGUUGCAGAUGCAUUUAGAAAACUCACAAUAUAUCAAUUUUUAUGGCCAUGAAAGGAUAACCUAUAUAGUGAGUAGAGAAGAUUCGUCUCGUACUAUGUUAACUGAAUUCUUUGCAAUGAAUCUUUCAAGCGAUUUUGCAAGAACUUUGAACUUGCUUUAUGUAGAAUUCCCUUGCCAUUUUGUUUGGUGUAAGUCAAGCAAGUCUUGGAAACCUCGUAAACAACUUACAGUUAUAGGCAGACUUGUUGCUGUUAAUCCAACUGAGGGAGAACGGUAUUAUCUACGGUUGUUAUUAAUGAAUGUCAGGGCGCCAACUUCGUUUGAUUGUUUAAGAACUGUAAAUGGUAAAAUCACUUCAUCUUUUCGUGAGGCUGCUGAGAAACUAGGAUUACUUGCAGGAGAUUUCGUUGUUGAAGAAUCGUUAAAUGAAGCAGUAUUAUUCCAAAUGCCUUUGAGUUUGCGAAGUUUCUUUGCAACGCUUCUCAUCUUUUGUGAUAUUUCAAAUCCUAUUUCAUUAUGGAUGAAAUACAAAACACACAUGUGUCAAGACUUUUUAAAGACAGGCUUACACACAAAUGCUGAGGCCGAAUCAUUAGUCCUAAAGAUGAUUGCCAAUAUAGUACAAGAAAUGGGCAAGAAAACAAAAGAUUACUGCCUAUUUGAUCUAUUGGAAUCCUAUGAUUUCGCAGGACGUCUUACUAAUGAGAUUUUGCACGAGAAGAACUUGACGGUUUCUGAGGCAGAUCUUUUAGCUAUUCAUCAACUCAAUAGAUUGAUCGCUCUUGCAACUGCAACUUCUGGCAUAGCUGCAUCUAUAUUACCUGGCGGUCGCACCGCACAUUCUCGCUUCAAACUCCCACUUGAUGGGAAUGAUAAGUAUGUAUGCAAUAUAGGUAAACAUACUGCUGAUGCGAGUUUACUUCGCCAUAGUAAAUUGAUUCUUUGGGAUGAAGCAUCCAUGGCACAUAGGAAUAUAGUUGAGAGCCUUGAUACAAAGCUAAAAGAUAUAAUGGAUUGUCAGGAUUUAUUUGGGGGGAAAGUCAUUGUAUUUGGAGGAGAUUUUAGGCAAACAUUACCAGUUGUAAGACAUGGAAAGAAGGAAGAUUUCAUUGCAGCAUCUUUGGCUGAUCCUACAUUUGCAAGUUACUUGAUGAAGAUAGGUAAUGGCACAGAACCUGCUAUUUACCAAAACAAAAUAAAUGUGCCUUCUCAAUUUCCUGUAAAAAAAUGUGGAUCAAAGUCUUUGUUAGAUGCGUUGUUUGAUGCUGUAUAUCCAGAUUUACAUUAUUUCUUCAAUGACCCAUACCCACUGAUGGACAGAGCAAUUUUGACAACAAAGAAUGAAUUUGUUGAUGAGAUUAAUAUGCUUUUGCUGGAAAAGUUCCCUAGUGAGAAGAAAAGUUACAUCAGUUACGAUGAACCACUUGAUUCAAAGUACUUGCAUUGCCAAGAUUAUUUGCAUACUUUAUCUCCUCCUGGCUUGCCUCCUCAUACUUUAAGCUUGAAAAAAAAUUGUCGGUAA